This is a messenger RNA of Ochotona curzoniae (black-lipped pika), 2004 nucleotides long. It is a transcript of the gene KLF8, whose product is annotated as Kruppel like factor 8. Lineage: Eukaryota; Metazoa; Chordata; Mammalia; Lagomorpha; Ochotonidae. The transcript is spliced from 5 exons. Gene Ontology annotation, molecular function: RNA polymerase II cis-regulatory region sequence-specific DNA binding; DNA-binding transcription factor activity, RNA polymerase II-specific. Gene Ontology annotation, biological process: regulation of transcription by RNA polymerase II. The record is from RefSeq and is a predicted model, not a curated record. The coding region runs from base 1 to 1071 and encodes 356 amino acids.
AUGGAUCAACUCAUAAACAAUUUGGAGGCCCAACUUAAUUCAGAAGGUGGCUCAGUGCAGGUUUUCAAACAGAUCUCUAGCCCUGUCCGGGUCAGAGAAGCUUCUCAGACAGCAGGCAGAGUCAAUAUGAUGACUUCACAACUCCUAGAUGCGAACACCAUGGAGAAUCCGGUACUGUUUAAUGACAUCAAAACUGAGCCACCAGAGGAGCUUCUGGCUAGUGAUUACAGCUUGCCCCAGGUGGAGCCAGUUGACCUCUCGUUUCACAAGCCCAAGGCUCCUCUCCAGCCUGCCAGCAUGCUGCAAGCUCCGAUACGUCCUCCCAGACCACAGCCAGCACCGCAGCCCCUUGUCGUGUCAGCACCAGCAUGUGACACAAGCAAUCCAGCCAACAUCCCUACUGUUUUAACUCCAGGCUCUAUCCUGGCUUCCUCUCAGGCCGCUGGUGGUCAGCAGAUCUUACAUGUGAUUCACACCAUCCCCUCAGUCACUCUGCCAAAUAAGAUCGGUGGCCUGAAGACCAUUCCAGUGGUCGUGCAGUCUCUGCCUAUGGUAUAUACCGCUUUGCCGGCAGAUGGCGGCCCUGCAGCCAUUACAGUCCCACUCAUAGGAGGAGAUGGCAAAAAUGCUGGAUCAGUGAAAGUUGACCCCACCUCCAUGUCUGCACUGGAGAUUCCAAGUGACGGUGAGGAGAGUGCAAUUGAGAGUGGCUCCUCCGCCUUGCAGGGUCUGCAGGGACUGCAGCAAGAACCAACUGCAAUGGCACAGAUGCAGGGAGAAGAAUCGCUUGAUUUGAAGAGAAGACGGAUUCACCAAUGUGACUUUGCAGGGUGCAGCAAAGUGUACACCAAAAGCUCUCACCUGAAAGCUCACCGCAGGAUCCACACAGGAGAGAAGCCUUAUAAAUGCACCUGGGAUGGCUGCUCCUGGAAAUUUGCUCGUUCAGAUGAGCUAACCCGCCAUUUCCGCAAGCACACGGGCAUCAAGCCCUUCCGGUGCACAGACUGCAACCGCAGCUUCUCUCGCUCCGACCACCUGUCCUUGCACCGCCGGCGCCACGACACAAUGUGAGCAGCACGUGCUGCACAAGAGGAGCUGCACUGGUCUCUUUCCUACAUUUGAGUUGAGGUCAAGAUCGUUUUUUCCUCUGACUUCAAUUUGCCUCUGGGAUGGGAUUUUGAGCAGCCAAUUGAGCCAGGUUGAGAAGACUGGAGGGAAGCAUAGCUGUUUUCUCAUGGACCUCUUCAUAUUCCACCUUCACCUCCCCACUGUCCAAACCUCAGUUUUUUUUCAACCUCCACAUGGGUUGAAUUCCAGAGCGGCACCCAUGGCUGCCCCCCCAUCGCUUUGAUCUAAAAUAAGACAUUUUCCGACAAUAACUAAACAGGAAUCAACUCAAGGCUGUGAACAAACAUACGCUGCUUUCCCCCCUAAUUUUCCUCUUGUUUUCUAGAACUCUUAUCCACAUAUAUAUAUAUAUAUUUUUAAUCAAUACUUAAAUGACAUUUUCCUGGACAGUAGGUGCAAAACAAUGUAGUUAACUGCUAAGAUUUACAAGGACUUGAGUCCUGAGUGUGGGGCACAUUCUCAGUGUAUAAACUGAAUCCCAUACCAAACUCAAAGAUUUUGUAAAUCCAACUCUGUUUCUUCUUGCAGUUUGAUUUUCAGACAGUGCUGGUGCUUCUGCUUCUUUAAUCUAUCAAAAGGAAUAAAAGGAUUUUCUUGUCCUUCUUCCAGUCUUCUACUCCUCCUCCUCCUUCAAGAUUAAAGAUUUUGCUGCACAAUUACAUUGUUUGUUAAGCUAAAUUGGAUGAAUAGUUAAAGCACACUUAGACACAUCGGUAGAGAGCAAAGUGCUCCAUAAGAGUAUAUUGGGCAGUGUCAAGAACAAAUGGAGUUGGGACAAUUCUAGGACACACAGAGGGAACUUGCAUUUGGAUAUCAAAAGUGCUGUUAGUCAUAAACCUCAUUAAAAUGGUCGCCCGUUGAGGCAGUGUCUUAGAG